ACUAAUGUUUACAUAAACCCUAGAAGAAAGGGAUCUAAGGUUUAGAAUUUCUCUGUACUGAGCUGAGCUGAGCUUCCAGUUUGCUUCAAUGGGGACUAAGAGAAAAUCAUCAUCUUCAACCUCAAGGCCCCAACCUGAAGAACCAAAACCUGAAAUUCAACCUCAAUCUUCAUCUGAAGAAGAAGAAGAAUUGGAAGAAGUAGAGUAUGAAGAAGAUCCCGAAGAAUCCGAAUCCGAUCUAGAUUUCGGUUCCGACGGAGAAGAUGAGGAGACUAAGCGAUAUACUAUUAGAAAACUUCUUGAACCAUUCAGUAAAGAUCAAAUAAUCCAGCAAUUCAGAACCGCAGCUUCAAAGGAUCCAUCAAUUCUUUCUCGGCUCACAUCUUUUGCCGAUUCCGACCCGACCCACCGGAAAAUCUUCGUUCAUGGACUGGGGUAUGAUGCAACUUCAGAACAAUUGCUCGACGCCUUUAAACCCUAUGGAAAAAUCGAGGAGUGUAAGCUGAUUACUGAUAAGGUUACAGGAAGAGCUAAAGGGUACGGGUUUGUGGUAUUCGAAACACGGGUCGGGGCAGCAAGGGCUUUAAAGGAGCCCCAGAAGAAAAUUGGGAAUCGUACUACUUCUUGUCAGCUGGCUGCUUUGCGACCUGGGACUGGUCAAGAUUCCGGUGGCCGGAAAAUUUAUGUUGGGAAUGUCGGGCAGGAUGUGGAUGGUGAAAAGUUACGAGCUUUUUUCGCGAAAUUUGGUGAAAUUGAGGAAGGGCCAUCAGGGAUUGAUAGUGUCAGUGGGAAGUUUAAGGGGUUUGCUAUAUUUGUGUAUAAGUCUGUUGAAGGGGCUAAUAAGGCGUUGGAGGAACCGCAGAAAUUGUUUGAUGGGUGUCAAUUGUUUUGCAAGAAAUUUGUGGAGAAUUUGAACAAUGCUGGUAGUAGUAAUGCAAAUCAAGGUGUGCAGCAGAAUGAAAUGAGUUAUGGUUUUGGCGUGACUCCCGGGAUAUUGAGUGGCGCGAGUAUGAAUGCUCUGCCUCUUUUGAUAGGGCAAAACAUGGGGUUUGGAAUCAACCCGUUGCUUGCACCAGGAUUUAAUCCGUUGUUUGGAGGGAUUGGUGCCGGUUAUGGUAUGAAUGGCAUUAGUCCGAUUGUCAUAGCUAGUUUUGGUUCAGACCCAGCAUUGCAGGGAUUAGGGCCUUAUCAGGGUCUACAAAUGUGGCAGCCUUCUUUUGGAGGGUCAGCAGCAAUGGCAACAAGAACUACACCUGCAGAUGAUUCAUCCGGGGCAGGAGGGGUGACCUAUCCCUCGUCUCUGGGCCGCUAGGCUUUACCACAUCUGUUUCUUAUUCGCAAUCCUCGUGUUCAUCUGAUCAUCUAUGAAACUCUUCUCCUGCAACAGAUGACAGAGCGGCUCUGGGCUAUGUGUGAGAAUGGAUGAAGUUAGCAUUCUGAUGUGCAGCGUCCAACACAUUGAGAAGAUGUCUGGAAUUAGAGUAUAUCUGUAAAAAGCUCGAACCAGAAGUACAUCCGCGUCUACAUUUCCUUCUUGCAACAACUAGUGUCGCAUAUCCUACCUAAAAUGCUCAUAUGUAAGCCGUUUUAGUAUUUCGCAUUUGGAUUGAAUAUGAUAAGAUACAUCUUAAAAUUGUUACAUACAGAAUUAUUACAUCCUUUUGUCAUUGCAAAGUAGGCUGAACUUUUCUGCUA
Messenger RNA from Solanum pennellii, 1695 nucleotides. RefSeq names its product UBP1-associated protein 2B-like. The transcript is spliced from 2 exons. NCBI's taxonomy places the organism in Eukaryota, Viridiplantae, Streptophyta, Magnoliopsida, Solanales, Solanaceae. The coding region runs from base 89 to 1312 and encodes 407 amino acids. The record is from RefSeq and is a predicted model, not a curated record. Gene Ontology annotation, molecular function: RNA binding.